AUGGACCUCAACUUCACACUGAGCCCGGCCUCCACCCAAAAACUCCACGAAUCGCUCGUCGCCCUCUCCAAAUUCAGCGAAUACGUCUCCCUCGAAGCCCGCCGUAAUAGAUUAACCCUUUCCUCCCUAAACUCUUCCAAAUCCGCUUAUGCCGCCGUAACCCUCGCCGGGACCAGGUUCUUCGAAACAUACAAUUUCCCAACGCCCUCGCAGUCACAGGAGAACCGGUUUACAUGCCGCUUCUAUGCCAAGGCCCUCCUGUCUACUUUUCGGCAGCGCUACUUCGACAGUAAAUCCGGUGACACGGCCAUCGAGAGGUGUGAGGUGCGCUUCGUGGAGAAGGGGGAGUGUAGGAUGCUUGUGCGCUUGCUGUGCAGGAAUCGGGUGCUGAAGACGUAUCGUCUUACCUAUGAAGAGGUGGACGUCAUGCAUGCCGUGUUUGAUAAGGACGCGGCGAGGAAUAUGUGGAUUGUGAAGGCACGGUUUUUGAGGGACUUCAUGGAGCAUUUCGGCCCCAAGGCGGAGCAAUUGGAUAUUUCGAGUGAGAAUGGUCGCGCCGCCUUUACGAGCUUUACCGAGAAGUUGGUCGAUGGGAAAGGUUUGCCAGCUCGCUGUUUCGUUGCGUGUUUGGGAUAGUUUGGCUGAUGGGACUAGAGAUACUGAAGCAGCCGUUGCAGACCUCUGUAUCCUUUGAUACUGCUGAUUUCGAUACCUUCGGCGCUGAAGAUGGCGUGCAUGUUGCUGUUAGUCUGAAGGAUUUCAAGGCUAUCGUUGCUCAUGCAGAUUCUCUUCAUGCCUCGGUAACGGCUUAUUAUAGCGAAGCUGGUCAUCCGUUACAAGUAACAUACGAGCAGGAGGGAAUGAAUUGUGAAUUUACGCUCAUGACGUUGGGAGACAAUAGGGCCUCUCAAUCGUUUACUACAACCAGGGUUGAACAUCAACCUCCCGCCCCCCGCCCUCCACCAGAGGCUGCUCCUCCGCAAUCGCAGACUAAUACCCCUUCCCAACUGCGAGGUUUGAUGGAUCCACCAGGGAGCCUUAGGCCUCAAUUUACGGGUAGUCUCCCUUCACAGCGCACCACCGAAGACAGAGUGAUGCAGCCAGCAGAAGAUCAUCAAUCCAGCGGGUCAUUAUAUCGUUCUCGACUAAAUGUUUCAGGGACGGCGGGUUCCAGAUCUGCCUCCGCAUUCACCCAGCAACAGGAGCCGGAGUUCCCGCCGGUGCCGGCUAGUGCUCUGCCUCCUGAAGGCUUAUUUCUACCAUAUUCAAGCAGCGAUGGGGAGAGUGAUGAUGACGACCUUGGGAAGGUUGUAUGGGACGAACCGUUCCUUAAAUGGGACACUAAUUUGAACAGCGAUGACCGGCCAAGGCCGGUCGUCAGAGAUCAGUCUCCUCCGCCACCCCCACCAUGCGCUCCACCAGCAGUAACGCGGAAGAGGGCCUUUGAACCAAGUGGCGAUACGACGCAGAGCGAGGGAGAUGAGCAAGGGGAGAUGAAUGCGGAGACGGUCAUGGAAGCGGUUGGGCCUACGCAGGAUAUUUCUCAGGCGAGGGGGCUCUUUGACUAA
Tuber aestivum (summer truffle) is the source of this 1568-nucleotide messenger RNA. The record is from the annotation of a GenBank genome assembly. NCBI's taxonomy places the organism in Eukaryota, Fungi, Ascomycota, Pezizomycetes, Pezizales, Tuberaceae.